AUGACUACAGCACUUCGGAUCCUACAAUACGGCGUGCCUGCUGAUGCUGUAGACGAGUACAUUAGAAUCGACGAAAAUACUGCAAUUGCCACCUUAAAUUUUUUUACUAGAUCAAUUGUUGCUACCUAUGAAGCCGUUUACUUAAGAUCUCCAAAUGAAGCAGAUGUUGCCAGAUUAUUGCAAGAGGGAGAGCAACGCGAGUUUACUGGAAUAUUAGGGAGUUUGGAAUGUAUGCACUGGCGUUGGGAUAAAUGUUCAACUGCCCAAGCCGGUGCUUACACUGGACACUAUCACAAGCCAACAGUUGUACUCGAGGCAGUUGCCUCCUAUGACUUGUGGAUUUGGCAUGUCUUCUUUGACAUGCUUGGCUCUCUAAAUGAUAUUACUGUUCUUGACAGGUCGCCUUUAUUUGCUGAAUUAAUUAGAGGAUGUGCCCCUACUGCCAACUACACCAUCAAUAAUCACGCGUACACCAUGGGAUAUUAUCUUGCUGAUGGUAUCUAUCCUCGUUGGGCUCUUUUAUACACUGAGGCAUCACCAUCCAUGUAUAUACAUCUAGAAUGA
Camellia sinensis is the source of this 564-nucleotide messenger RNA. RefSeq lists its product as uncharacterized. The record is from RefSeq and is a predicted model, not a curated record. NCBI's taxonomy places the organism in Eukaryota, Viridiplantae, Streptophyta, Magnoliopsida, Ericales, Theaceae.